GCAUGCCUCUGUCACAUCCGCCGUCGUGCAUGUGUUCCGUGCGGCCAACGAGGGGGUUUUUUUUGAGCCAAACGGGGUUCUGUGGCCUUGAUACCGGGGUCAUCGACAUUCGGCAACCUUCGACUUGCCGCUGUUCUCCGUGGGACUCAUUGUCAAGGACUUAUCGAGAUACAAGGUCUUCCAUCGGCCGUUCAAACCUACAUUCGCAUCCCACAUAGGACCCAUCCGGAGUAAAGAUGACCCGUCUACACGCGCUAGCCUGCCUCCUCCUAGCUUUCAUCUCGGUCGUGUUGGGCCAGGAAACCCCCGUCCUGUCCGUCCGCCAACUGAAUUUCACGGGCACAACGUCCGGACCGUCGCCGCUGUCCUUUCAAGUGAUUUCAACCUCCAAAGAAGGGACUUAUGUUUUGAAAUGGGAGAAUCUAGCCGUAAUCGAUGGCUGUCGCCUGCAUUUAUCGGUAGCCCACCAGUCCAUGGGCACGUUCUUCCAUGCAUGUCCGGAGGAUUUCAAGCAGGAUCGGUAUACGAAUGACAGCGACACUAUGUACAUCUACCCGACGUUGCCAUAUGCUGGGAUUUAUACCAUCAAUGCGAGGUUUACUAUCUUUGUGCCUGCUGCGGCAAAUAUCACGUUGCAGCCUUCGCAGACGACGCUUUAUGUCAAAGUGGAUCAGGGAGAUCAGGCGCCGCCACAGUUGAGCUUGAUUGAUCAGAGGACACUUGGGCAAGCCUUGGGCCCAAAUGACAGCUUCAUCGAGCCGUGGGUGUAUCAGCGUCAAGUCGCAUCCUUACCAGCGCCGGAUCAUAAUCCCGCCCAAUGGCCAACAAACCAAACCUUCCGGGCCGUCUUCGGCACCACCUCCGGUGCAAUCACAACCAACUACUGCAAACUCUUCACAGUCCUCUACUACACAACCAACUCCAGCGCGUUCGACAUCCCAACCAACAACUUCCAAAAAUACCUCGGCCGCGACGCGCACAUCCUGCUUGUCGGAACCAGCGGCUCAACUCGGAAUUCACAGUCCUCGUACGGGUACCGCGUAUCCGAAUCGCAGAAAUGGCAGCCGUUCUGUACCGUCACCCAAGCCCCACCACCGUUCGAACUGACGAGUCCAAAGAUCGGGUUUGGGCUGUACUUUCCGGACCCCGGGACGUACAAUGUGUUUGUGCAGACGAAGAUCAAUGGGUUCUUGGUCACGUCGUCGUUUCCUAUCAAGGUGCAGGAUCCGCUGGAUGUUGCGGCUGGUGCGAGGAAGGGGGUGAGCGAUAGGAAUUUGAUGUGGGGUGUUGUGGCGACGGUUCUAGUAGGUCUUAGUUUCAUUCCGGCGUAGUACUCUUGAUGCAUUUAUAGACCCUAUUGUUAUAAACCGACUUGCAGGAUAUACCCCACCUCCAAUAUACCCCUCUAUCAAACACCUC
This is a messenger RNA of Fimicolochytrium jonesii, 1419 nucleotides long. RefSeq lists its product as uncharacterized. The coding region runs from base 237 to 1331 and encodes 364 amino acids. The transcript is spliced from 4 exons. The record is from RefSeq and is a predicted model, not a curated record. NCBI's taxonomy places the organism in Eukaryota, Fungi, Chytridiomycota, Chytridiomycetes, Spizellomycetales, Powellomycetaceae.